AUGGAUCAGGCGGUCAUCCAGUGGUUCGCAGACCAAGUGCCCGAGCCAGGCGAGGAGGAUGACGCAGAAUAUUCGACUGGCCACUGGUCUUUUUGGUAUGUGCCGGCCGGGUGCUCUGGUGCCUUCAGCGCCGGUGGGGUGGCCCGGAGACAGGAACUCUAUCAGCACAUCGUGAACAUGUACCGAUUGGGUGACCCCUGCACUCUGAUGGUUCUUGCCAGACAGGCACAUCCAUUGUAUCCCCUCUUCUUCGACCUUGACAUCUUUGGAGGGGAAUCCGAUCGCUUUGAGGAUCAAAGUGUACACGACGCCAUUUGGGGCUUUGGGGACAUGCUGCUCCUGCGCGGCAUGGCCUAUGCCUUGCUGCAGAUUUACCCUCAGAUGGCCACCGGGAUGGAGGUCGCGGUAUUCCACUCCUCGGGGAUGAGUCAAGAGAAGCAGCGCUUCAAGGCAUCCUACCACGUCAUCUUUCCGGAGAUCAUCGUUGAUCGGCCAGUGAUGUGUACGGAGAAGAAGAUGCCAGGAGAGGCAGGGGCGAAGCCCAGCGGCCACCUGAUCUGCCGGCAGCAUUUGAUCUGCUUCUUCGCCAAGCGGGAGAAUGAUGACUUUAAGUUGCGAGAUGAUAGGAUUGUAGAGCUGAAGCGUCGGCUGGAAGCGCUGUGUGACUUUGAGACGGUGGGUAGUGGGAACGGAAGGAACGAUUGGCAAGAAAUCUUUGACGAGAAUGCGCUGUGGCACGACCCACGACCCGGGCGGCGAACUGGUUUCCGUCUGCCCUUCACAGACAAGGCCGUCGGCCAGGACGACGAUGAUCCCUUUUUGGAGGAUCGCCCGAAGCUUCCCCUGGGCCGAUGGCAGCUGCGAGGUGACAUCAAAGGUGAUCUCGAGGACUUAGUGGUGGAGCCUUUGCCGAACCUCAGCGACACGGAGUGGGUGCAACUGGGAGACAUCUCAUACUGUGCUGCGACGGGGCCGACCCAUCUGCGGGAAGACCUGGUGGAUAGAGAGGUCGACCUUGGUUGGGGAGGUGACUGCCCCUGUCUCGUCUGCAGCGGCCUGCGGUGA
Messenger RNA from Symbiodinium sp. CCMP2456, 1065 nucleotides. Lineage: Eukaryota; Dinophyceae; Suessiales; Symbiodiniaceae. The record is from the annotation of a GenBank genome assembly.